Messenger RNA from Closterium sp. Naga37s-1, 258 nucleotides. The record is from the annotation of a GenBank genome assembly. Lineage: Eukaryota; Viridiplantae; Streptophyta; Zygnematophyceae; Desmidiales; Closteriaceae.
AUGGCGCGGCUUCCGUCUCUCGGCUUGGCAGCUUCCGUGAUUCUCGUUCUCCUAUGCUGCUUCUCACAGGAACUAUCGGGCACGACCUGCCAUGCAGUCGCGCAUGCCAAAGCAAUCCUGGUUGGCGGCAAGAAGGGUUGGCCUGGAGUCAAGCAUUCGACCACACCAAUUCUCCAGAAUACCGACACACUGGUCUUCAACACCGUUGGGAAGGAUUGUGCCAAGAAGGGGAUGAAGCUGCAAAUAGGUGGAGGCUAG